AGUGCUUCAAAUUUGAUUUGACUGACAACUCCCCUUUUUAAUUUUGACCCUUCGUACGUGGUCCAUUUUCAGCCCGUGAGGAGCAUACCGCGAGAAGCAGAUGAACGUCCAACGCCCCAUCUUGUGGAGGUCGGCCGCUGACUGGCAGUGGCGGCUGGGAAAGCUAGCCCGCGGUGGAAGGUCGGCAGAGCUUCGGGACAUACCUCCCCAAAAACUCCAAGCUACCAUUAAUGGCGGAAAUCAGAGAGCUCUGAGAUGGCAGGUACCUCAAGUCGCGUCGGCAGAGCGGUGGGGGUUCCCACGACAUCGGACCAGAUGGAUGAGUGGUCAUGGUUGGCCAGUGGAACCAGAUGCUAGUCACGAGCGGCUCCGUUGCAGGCGGUGCCUUACCAGAACUUGGGAUGACGCGACCUAGAGCACUGCAGCGAGCUUCGUCUGGUGCAGGUAAGCCCACCGGAGUUUCCAUAGCGGCGGGGAUGGUGACGGCGGCUCCGGCGACCCAAACAAGAUCUGGAAAAAAUCCAGAUUUGGACAUUCACACUUCGUACCUUCCUUGCUUUCUUCUCUCCUGGGUGCCGCAGCAAGCUUCAUCCGGUGCGUGUAAACUCACCCAAGGCUCCAUGGCGACAGGGACGGUGUCGGCGGCUCCGGCGACCCAAACAAGAUCUGGAAAAAAUCUAGAUUUCAACUUCCCGAUUCCAUAGCUUCUCCUCUUUACAGAAUCAUUUUUUUUUCUCCUCUCGUUCGAAUCAGUAGCUUUUCGCAUCAAUUUUUUUUUGUAGAAUCAAGAACACAUGAAAUCUUUUUGAAUAAGAUUCCCACAGACGGCGCCAGUGUUGAGGUUAAUUCGCCGUAGCCCGGAAGUUCAACACCUCUUCCGGGAGGGUUUCAUGGUUAUGGGGUGAUAAUAAAAUAUAAACAAUGAUUUUUACGUGGAAACCCGGAAAGGGAAAAAACCACGGGACUGUUUAGGCUAAUGUCCAAGCCCGCUCCUUUUAUUAAUACUCUCCUCCCCAUUUCAUAAUACAAUAUUGAAGCUCCAUUAAUGGAGUAUAAAGCUAGCCAGGGAGAAGGGGGUAAGAAAGAGAGAUCCUUAAUAAGGAGGGGAAUCCUCCUAUUUAUGGAGGAAAGGGGGAGGGGUGCUCCGCCCUAACGGGUCGAGUGGGCCGAAACGGGCCUCUUGGGCCUAGGUGGGCCGAAUGGGUAGAAAUGGGCCCAAAGGCUGAAACAGACUUGAAAGGCUAAAAUGGGUCUUACUGAUUGGGCUCCGUGCUACGUAAAGUCUUGGGCUCCUGAACAGUAUUAGACCGGGAUGAUAUAUCCCAACACCCGGAAAUGGGCUUGGACUCAUCUGAAGCUCCCCAAGAAAAUGAGGGACCCCGAGGAGGAGAGAAAGCUUCCUCCCUCUGAGAGGUAGGCCCCGGUGCUCAGUUCUUCCAUCGGCGAAUCUGAUUGGUCCGAUGAUGACGUGCUGGCGGAUACCGCUGUCUCCAGAGCCGAAGCUAGCUUGGAUGCCGCAGCCGAGGAAGGUGGUGGGGGUGUCGUCGAGCAAGACGUUGUGGAACAGGCUGCUGCGGAGGCCAAUCAGAGGAGUUGAUCGGCUGGCUCUUCUUUUGUUUUGUAUUUGUAAUUAGGUAUUCUCCUUUGUAAAGGUCGUCGUGCACACCUUCUCUAAUGGAUUCAAAUGAAUAGAAAUAGUCGUUGCUUCCGGCUUUUGUGUUAUCUUCAUCUUGUGUCAUUCUCCCACC
Molecule: messenger RNA, 1748 nt
Organism: Cuscuta europaea
Lineage: Eukaryota; Viridiplantae; Streptophyta; Magnoliopsida; Solanales; Convolvulaceae
Source: the annotation of a GenBank genome assembly